AUGGUUGUCGGAAUACUAGUAUGGGUUCUGGCCGUGUUCGCAUCAACAUUUGUGGCUAAAGAGAACUUUUGGCUGUUUCUCCUUAUGCGCAGUGUUUGCGGAAUCGGUGAAGCCACAUCUGCGGUCGUUUCUCCUACAAUUAUUGGUGAUAUGUACAUUGGAAAAGCGCGUUCAUGGAUGUUAAUGUUGUUCUAUAUGGUCAGCCCACUUGGAAAUGGAAUUGGUUACAUUGUUGGAUCACAAUUGGCGAGACAACUUGGAGGAUGGCAAUGGGGAAUGAGAUUAACACCGUUAUUUGGCGUGGCUUCUGUCAUUCUGAUCGUAUUAUUUGUAUUUGAACCAGAACGAGGACUGAAUGAAUCAUCGAAUUCUACAGGCAAGGAGGAUAUAGGAAAUGCACCUUUGAAGGUAAAAAUCAAGACUUGCACCUACACUUUCUCGACAAUUGCCGAUACAUGCAUCGAUUUUGUGAUGGGCACACUUGCAUGGUGGGUUCCUACAGCAAUUCAACAUGCCAAAGCUCACGAAAUGAAGCUCAAUUCUACAAGUCUUCUGGAUGAAAAUGAUAAAGCAAAUAUUGCUAUCUACUUUGGAAUCGUCACAAUUGCUGGUGGAAUCGUUGGAGUAAUUAUGGGUUCAGCUUUGUCAACGUUGCUGCGUAGUGGAAAGUUGUGCUUCAAAUGCUGUCAAACGAAACGAUCCGAUCCAAUCAUUUGUGCCCUUGGAGCACUGAUCGCAACUCCAUUUCUUUUUGGUGGAUUACAACUCAUCAAAGUGUCUGUCGAAGCUAGCUACAUCUUCAUGUUCGUUGCUAUUACCGGACUUUGCUUCAGUUGGGCCAUCAAUGCCGAUCUACGAAUGACGAUUAUUGUUCCAUGGAGACGUAAUUCAGCAAAUGCAUGGGAAUAUCUGAUUUCACAUUUCUUCCCUGGACCAUAUCUUGUUGGAUUGCUUUCUGAUCGAAUAAGAUUGAGCAAUUCUCCAGGAGAUUCAUUUGAUGCUUUGUUAUACGCUUUUUAUAUUCCUUCGGCACUUUGUGGAAUUUCGGCAUUGUUCUUUAUAAUUGCUGCGACUACAGUAUUAAGAGAUCAAGCAAGGUUCCGCGUUGAAAUUGGUAUUCACGAUGGAAUUUCAUCGGAAAAAGAUGUCGGAACAAAAGAAAAUGCAAAUAAUAAUUACGAAUUGGAAGAGGCCACUUAUGAAAAUAAGACCUUUAAAACAACUGAGAUUUCGAGUGGAGAAAGUAAUGUAAUA
This is a messenger RNA of Mesorhabditis belari, 1254 nucleotides long. The record is from the annotation of a GenBank genome assembly. Lineage: Eukaryota; Metazoa; Nematoda; Chromadorea; Rhabditida; Rhabditidae.